Messenger RNA from Metschnikowia bicuspidata var. bicuspidata NRRL YB-4993, 1155 nucleotides. RefSeq names its product pirin family protein. The record is from RefSeq and is a predicted model, not a curated record. The coding region runs from base 134 to 1138 and encodes 334 amino acids. The transcript has a single exon. NCBI's taxonomy places the organism in Eukaryota, Fungi, Ascomycota, Pichiomycetes, Serinales, Metschnikowiaceae.
CCAGUGGGUUCAAUUUUGAUUUUUAAGCAAAGUCUACAAAUCCCUUUUCUCUGAAGUAUAAGAAGCGUUCAUUUCAACGGCAUAGAAGUCACUCCCCGUUUUUACCACACCCAACCAAACACAAGUAAUAAACAUGUCUACACUUAGAACGAUCAAAACUAUAUUGCCUGGAAUCGAACAAGCCGAAGGCGUUGGUGCCACAGUCAGAAGAUCGAUCGGCAACAUAAAAAUGAGGAGCUUCAGCCCGUUUCUUCUCUUUGACCACUUCUCCUCGAACGGGGUGGGUGGCUUCCCAGAACAUCCUCAUUUAGGCCAGGAAACCAUCACAUUGAUGACCAAAGGCGCAUUUGCCCAUGAGGAUUUCACAGGAUCCAAAGGCGUUUUGAGGGAGGGUGAUUUGCAGUUUAUGACUGCUGGACGAGGUACGGUACAUAGCGAAAUGCCCGUUAUCCAUCCGGAUGGGUCUUUCAACUCAGGCUUGCAACUUUGGGUUGACUUGCCUGAGAAGUUGAAGGAGGUUGAACCGAGGUACAGGGAUCUUAAAACAUGGGAGAUUCCGACAGUUGAGCAACAAGAAGGGAAGGUGAAGGUUCGUGUCAUUUCGGGAAAGAGCUAUGGGGUCGAGCUGCUCAAGGAGUUGGCAUAUACCCCAGUGCAAUACUAUCACUACAUGAUGAAACCUGGCUCUCACUUUUCUCAAGAAAUUCCAAACUCCUUUAACUUUUUCCUAUACGUGAUGAAAGGAAAUAACUUGAUUUUGCAGAAAAACACCAAAGUCUCACAGUACGAGAAUGUUUUCUUCAACCCCGAUGGAGAUCACAUCACUGGGGACUAUUCUGAAACAGAGAAAGAAGACCUUGAAUUCGUGUUAAUUGGCGGGCAAAUUUUGGACCAAAAGGUGGUUCAACAUGGCCCAUUCGUUGCUACGAGUAGAGAAAGAAUUCAGCAGGCUUUCCUGGACUAUCAAAUGGCUAGAAACGGGUUCGAAAGAUUGCGCACAUGGAAAUCGUUAAUUUCUUCUGGCGUCACUGACGAAAUGGUUGACGGCGAACUCCGUGGAUCUCUUGAAGCAAGAGAGGAAGAGAGAAAAAAGUAUAUUUCCAAGUGGAAAGAGGGCGUCAUUGACGAAAAUUGCUAAAAUGCGUGACCUCAAAU